Molecule: messenger RNA, 645 nt
Organism: Helianthus annuus (common sunflower)
Lineage: Eukaryota; Viridiplantae; Streptophyta; Magnoliopsida; Asterales; Asteraceae
Product: vegetative cell wall protein gp1-like
Exons: 2
Coding region: 1-645 (214 amino acids)
Source: RefSeq, a predicted model, not a curated record
AUGGGUCAUAACCCAUUGGGUCCUGAAGACCAUUUUCCUAAAGCUCAGGACAUGGAUAUGGAUGAUGAUCCAGAUCCUGCUGAACCACCAUCUAGGACACCGCCUCACCCCAUCGAGAUUUCGGAUGGGUCGUCUUUUCAUGGAUCACCUUAUCGUGCACCUCAGCAGCAGCAGGAUCCCUCAGAGGAUUCACGUUUUGUAGCGGUCACUCCACCGCCGCCGCCGCCAGAUCAGCAGCUGGCCCCGGAGCGACCGAGGCGGAGAAGAUCAAACGCACAGAUGUCCGUGCGAGGGGGAUUCCCUUUCAGCACCCCUCAACCUUCCAGUGGCAGUCACUACCCGCCACUAUAUGGAGACCCACAGAUGGGUGGGCCUUCAAACCCCGUUUCCGAGGUGGACUCUGCGCCAGUCGCACCACCACCAGUGGGUUAUGAUAACCUGAUUCCUUCAUACGCCGAUGCAGCGGCAUAUAACCCUUUUGAGCAGCCAGCCCAUACUAACUACAACUACGCCGAAGUUGACCCAUACCUUGUAGCGGCAAACUACAAUGCUCUUCAUCCCAAGGGGCCCUAUGGAGCUCCAUGGCAGACCGGAUACCCGGCCUAUGGGUACCAAUACCCGCCACUUCCUCAACCUCCGCAGUAA